CAUCUUUGACAAACUAAAGGGCUACAGCCAACAACUUUGUCAGCGAACUAGAUGUUUCCACUGUGUGUCGCUCUUGGAUUUCCAUUUAGCUGCCAUCUCUUAAAUCUGGCUGAGAGAGACCAUUAAUCUGUUGCUGAAGCUGCAGUCACAUCAUGGACAUUUGUCAGGUUCUGCUUCAAGUUUAGUUAAAGGACAUAAGAUAAGAUAAAACAUUAACCACUGAACUAAAAUAAAUCUAAUUAAACAUUUCUUUCAUUAAAAAACUGUAAAUACCGGCAUGCCUAAUGACGAGAUGACUUAGGAUUCUAUGGUUGCUAUGGGUUGCAUAUUUAUAUCGAAUGGCCUCGUCUUCGUCACCAUUUCACUCGUGAACUUGGAGAGAGACAGUCGCUCUGACAGGCUCAGUACUGGAAAGAGACAACUUGCUAGCUAGUGGCUACACAAACCACCAACCGCCAGCAGAACCUCAAAGGACCAGCAACUGACCUCAGUUCAGUUGUUUUACGACUUCGACAUGGAAAAGGACAAAAACAAGAGGAAGCGGGAGCAGGAGAGCAGCCCCGGAGCCCUCGAGGAGCCUGCAGACAAAAGAUCCUGCAACAACGAGAGGAGCUCCAGCCCCCAGCCGUCCACCUCUGGCUCACAGGUGAUCCCUGUCCAGCCAGAGAGGAGCUCCAACCCCCAGCCAUCCACCUCUGGCUCACAGGUGAUCCCUGUCCAGCCAGAGAGGAGCUCCAGCCCCCAGCCAUCCACCUCUGGCUCACAGGUGAUCCCUGUCCAGCCAGAGAGGAGCUCCAGCCGCCAGCCGUCCACCUCUGGCUCACAGCGUGGAGGACUACAGGCCCUUGUCCAGCAGCGGGCUCGGGAAAGGAGGAGGAGGAGUAGACGGAGGGAGCUGCAGGCGAGAUGCCGCAGAUUACGUGAGGGGUACUUUGACGUUGAAGUCGUGUUCAGCGGACCCAGGCCCUCCGUGCGCAUGCCUCCUUGGGUUCCACCUGCUACAGUUCAGGAAGUAAUGGCGGAAGUGUUGGCAUGGUGGAACGAUUCUCCACUCAGCCCGGAGAUACUACAUCCUCUGCUCCAACUGCCCCAUCAACCAUACUUUGGCCACAGCAGCGUCCCUCCAAGGCCAGUCUCAGUAAAAGAAAGGUGGAUUCAAAUACUUGUAGUAAGUGUGGGCAGUUCAGAAAAGCGUCCACAGGGCACAGACAGUACAAGGGCACAACACACUAUCCUAAUUCUGAAACUUUGCUUCUGUCACUGAAUCAUUAGGAUGAGUCCAGCACAGGAAAUGGAACAGUUUAAACAGAACUCAGUCAAAGGAUCCCUCCCAAGAAACUUUUGUAUUUGUUUUAUUGUGGUUGUAUUUCAGAGCUUCUGUAUUGCUCAGUCAUCUGUUUUGGACCAGCAGCAGUAACAGCAGUACAGUUAGUCGUAUCAGUGUCAGCAGCCUCAGCAGCAGUAUAGUUACCAUGGUAGCAGUGUUAGCAGUGGCAUUAACAGUACAGUAGAAGUAAUAGUUACAGUAGUAAUGUAGCUAAAGUUGUAGCAACAGGUGCAAGUGUUGGGGAAGCUACUCUUUAAAUGUAGUUAAACAAAUAAAUAAUGUAAUUCACAAUUCAUUGUUUUGCCUUUUAAU
Siniperca chuatsi (mandarin fish) is the source of this 1639-nucleotide messenger RNA. RefSeq lists its product as uncharacterized. NCBI's taxonomy places the organism in Eukaryota, Metazoa, Chordata, Actinopteri, Centrarchiformes, Sinipercidae. The record is from RefSeq and is a predicted model, not a curated record. The transcript is spliced from 4 exons. The coding region runs from base 515 to 1264 and encodes 249 amino acids.